Messenger RNA from Elephantulus edwardii (Cape elephant shrew), 2985 nucleotides. It is a transcript of the gene RASAL3, whose product is annotated as RAS protein activator like 3. The transcript is spliced from 17 exons. Gene Ontology annotation, biological process: regulation of GTPase activity. The record is from RefSeq and is a predicted model, not a curated record. The coding region runs from base 1 to 2985 and encodes 994 amino acids. NCBI's taxonomy places the organism in Eukaryota, Metazoa, Chordata, Mammalia, Macroscelidea, Macroscelididae.
AUGAGCUCCUACCGCUGGCACACAGGGAGCAGUGGGGAGAAAGGAGCUGGAGGCUUCCGAUGGGGCCGGCUAGCAGGCUGGGGAAGGGCGCUGAGCCAACCAGAGACCACCGCCAGCAGCCAACCAGCACCUCGUUCGCUCUUCCGCCGGGUUCUCUCUGCACCCCCGAAAGAACCGAAGACCAGCCGCCUCAAGCUAUCCAAGACUCUGUGGGGGAGGCAUAAGAGUGCACCGUUGGAGCCGGAGCCAGGGCCAGAGCCAGAGCUAGAGGCCCCAGGGCUGGAGCCAGAACCAGAGCCUCCUGCCCCACAGAUCCCAGAGGCCCCUGCGCCCGAUGUACCUGUCUGGGACAUUGGGGGCUUCACCCUACUUGAUGGAAGACUGGUGCUGCUUGGUGGUGAGGAGGAGGGUCUCCUCCGAAGGCCCCGGAUGGGGAGUGGGAGCUCUGAUGCCAGCAUCCAGUUAGCCAUAGGCAACCUCAAGGAUAUAGAUCGGACCCCUGGAAGGCCCGAACCAGAGACUGCUGGUCCCAACCAGGUCCACAAUGUUCGGAGGUUACUCAAGAGGUUGAAAGAGAAGAAGAAAUCCAAGUCGGAGCUGGGAAGCAAUACUCCCCGGGAUGGGCCCCCCAGUGCUCUGGGAUCUCGGGAAUCACUAGCCACCCUCUCAGAGCUGGACCUAGGUGCUGAGCGGGACGUACGGGUCUGGCCACUGCACCCCAGCCUUCUGGGCGAACCCCACUGCUUCCAGGUAACGUGGACAGGCGGGAGUCGCUGCUUCUCUUGCCGCUCAGCCGCCGAGAGGGACCGCUGGAUUGAGGACCUUCGUCGUCACUUCCAGCCAGAUCAGGACAACGUGGAGCGGGACGAGACGUGGCUGAGCGUGUGGGUGCAUGAGGCGAAGGGCUUGCCGCGGGUGGUGGACGUGCGCACUGAACUGUGGCUGGAUGGAGCGCUGCUGGCGCGCACGGCGCCUCGAACUGGCCCGAGUCCCCUUUUCUGGGCUGAGCGCUUCCACUUCACCGGUUUACCGCCCGCUCAGCGCCUGUCGCUGCGACUGCGGGGCGCAGGCCCCGGGGGCACGGUACUGGGCCGGGUGGCAUUGGCGCUGGCGGAGUUAGGCGCACCCUGCGGCCCCGCUGCCGGCCUGGAGCGCUGGUUCCCACUGCAAGGGGCACCAGCAGGCGCCGCGUUGAGGGCGCGGGCCCGAGCGCGGCGGCUGCGAGUGCUGCCAUCCGAACGCUACAAGGAGCUGGCCGAGUUCCUCACUUUCCACUACGCGCGCCUCUGCGGGGCGCUCGAGUCGGCGCUGUCCGCUCAAACCAAGGAGGAGCUGGCGGCGGCCAUGGUGCGCGUGCUGCGGGCCACUGGCCGGGUGCAGGCACUGGUGACAGACCUGGGCACUGCAGAGCUGGCACGCUGCGGAGGCCGGGAGGCGCUGCUGUUCCGGGAAAACACACUGGCCACCAAAGCCAUUGACGAGUAUAUGAAGGUGGUGGCACAGGAUUACCUCCAGGAGACCCUGGGGCAGGCGGUUCGGCGUCUCUGUGCCUCCACUGAGGACUGUGAAGUGGAUCCCAGCAAGUGCCCAGCUGCCGAGCUACCCCAGCACCAGGCCAGACUGCGAGAAGGCUGUGAAGAAGUCUUUGAGAACAUCAUCCACUCCUAUGACUGGUUCCCAGCGGAGCUCCGCACCGUGUUCUCAGGCUGGAGGGAAGCAUGCAAGGCACGUGGCUCUGAGGCACUGGGCCCGCGGCUAGUAUGUGCCUCCCUCUUCCUGCGACUCCUGUGCCCUGCCAUUCUGUCACCCAGCCUCUUUGGCCUGGCCCCAGAGCACCCAGCACCUGGCCCAGCCCGUACCCUCACGCUAAUUGCCAAGGUCAUCCAGAACCUUGCCAACCAUGCCCCGUUCGGUGAGAAGGAGGCCUACAUGGACUUCAUGAAUAGCUUUCUGGAGGAUCGAGGCCCAGCCAUGCAACGCUUUUUAGACCAAGUGGCCACGGUGGAUGUGGAUGCAGCACCCAGUGGUUACCAAGGUGGCAGCGACCUGGCUUACCAGCUGGCAGUCCUUCAUGCCCAGCUCUGCACCGUCUUUGCUGAGCUUGACCAGGCCACCCGAGACAGCCUGGAACCUCUGCCCACCAUCCUGCGAGCCAUCACAGAAGGCCGGCCUGUGCCUGUGUCGGUGCCAAUGCGUCUCCCACCUCCUCCAGUCCAGGUCCAUGCCAGCUUCUCCGCAGGGGAGAAGCCUGGCUUCCUGGCCCCUCGGGACCUACCCAAGCACACCCCCCUCAUCUCCAAGAGCCAGUCCCUGAGAAACGACCACGGCUCGGGGGCUUGGGCCCGGAGGCGACCGGACGAGGAGCUCCCAGCGCGCAGGCCCCGGCCUGUGCAGCGAACGCAGAGUGUCCCCGCUGGCCGCCCCGCCUGCCGCCGCCCGUCCACAGGGCCCCGGCCGCGACCCAAGGGAUCCCUGCGCACCGGUCCCGCGCCCCGCGGCCGACCAUGGACCGGGAUCUCCUCGUCCCUGCCUCGGAAAUCAUCUGUGCCCUGGCAGCGCCAGUUGGAUCAGCCGCGGGACAGAGACCAGAUACCCGGCAAGCACCGACCGGUGGGCAAGCUGGCCGAGCUGCAGAGCGAGGUGUCUGCGGUGCGCGAGGAGCACAAGGAGCUGUCCAGCCUCGUAGAGGCUCUGGGCGCCCAAGUCCGGACCUUGGCGGAGCAGCAGGAGCACUUUCGGAGGCAGCUGCAGGACCUGGACACCAGGUUCAGCGCAGGGAUCUUGCAGUUGGAACCAGAGAGGAAGGCUCUGAGUAGUGAUAGUCAUAGGCUGAAGAGUCUGGAGAACCGCUUGGCUGAGAUGGACCACACUCAGGCCCAGUUGAAGGAUGCCCUGCAAAGCCUCCAGCUUCUGCCCAGGACUCCGGGGACCAGGAACCAACCCGGGCCUCUCAAAGCACCCUGCUCCAACGGAGACACCACCUGA